UCUGUAACACACCUGUUCCACAUACGCCCCUCGUCGUAAACCUUUCCCAGAUAUAAGAUGAGAAAUUUCGGGAAUUGCUUCACUAAAUUAUUUCUAAUUUAUCUUGUCACUCAAUGUUCAUCAGAAGCUGCACAGAUUACGGAGGACUAUGAGUUUUUCGAGUUGGGGUCCCUCAAAUUGAGCAACUCUUCAGGCGCCCUUGAAACCAAGUACUACAUCACCUUGGGCACCUUCUUCCUUGGACUACGUUGGGACGAAGCGGUCACAGCUUGUCUAACAAUUAACGGUAGUUUGGUAUCGAUUGAAACUGAAUUUGAAAAGGAUGGGCUGGACAACCUUCUAGAAAAUUUUGUGUAUAACUCGUCCUCAAAAUAUGGUGUCGAUUACUGGACGUCUGGGAAGUACGAUCUGGCUUCGUCCACAUAUCGGUGGACCUCAAACCGGACCCCAUUCCCUCAAUGGGCCCCAUGGGGUCCUAGCGAACCUUUUCCCAUCAGCGUGGAUAAUCCGGUUGGGUUAAGGUUCGAAAGCAGGAAAGUUGCUACUUGGCGGAUACCCACGUUCAGAAAUAAAUUUAUUUGCGAGGUUUCCCCACCCGAUAUGGUCGUCCCAUGUUACUCAACUAACGACCUAAUCAUCGUCCUCGAUUCUUCCGGCAGCGUCGGGUCGGCCAACUACUUAAUCGCGAAACAAUUCGUUGCAGAAUUAGCGGCCGGAUUCACUACCCAUAACGAAUCCCACAUCGCCUUCGCCGUUUACUCGAACAAUGUUCAAGACAUCUUCCGUCUCGAUAACAUCCUCAGUCCCGCCGAAAUUGCGGCGCGAAUUAUGGCGGCACCUUAUCACGCGUCCGGAACACCAACCGACCGAGCUAUUGAUGCGGCCGUGGCUCAAUUUGCUAGUCUAGGUCGUGCCGUCCCACGAAAUUUGGUCGUUCUCACGGAUGGGCUAUCUGACAACGCUGCGUUAACGAGGUUGGCCGCUGAGCGCGCGAAGGCCGCGGGAAUUCGUAGUUUUGCCGUGGGAAUAACGAGCAGCAUUGAUAUGGCUGAACUCCUCGCAAUUGCUGGCGGAGAUGCCAGUAAGGUUUUCACGGCGGCAAACUGGGCCGAAUUGGUGCAGCUUUUAGCACCAGUGAGUAGUGGAAUUUGUCCAUAAGGUGCAUGUUAUAAUGUACGAUUUCAUUGAAAAAUUUAAAAUUUUAUUGCAAGUAAAAUAAAUUGCAUCACACCCCGUUGAAUUUAAUAAAGCUUAUUACUUAAACAUGGGACA
This is a messenger RNA of Folsomia candida, 1272 nucleotides long. Its product is annotated as cartilage matrix protein. The transcript has 5 exons. The coding region runs from base 58 to 1158 and encodes 366 amino acids. NCBI's taxonomy places the organism in Eukaryota, Metazoa, Arthropoda, Collembola, Entomobryomorpha, Isotomidae. The record is from RefSeq and is a predicted model, not a curated record.